Molecule: messenger RNA, 982 nt
Organism: Penaeus monodon (black tiger shrimp)
Lineage: Eukaryota; Metazoa; Arthropoda; Malacostraca; Decapoda; Penaeidae
Product: integumentary mucin C.1-like
Exons: 3
Coding region: 9-737 (242 amino acids)
Source: RefSeq, a predicted model, not a curated record
AUUUCAGGAUGAUCGUGUCAGCACUGUUUUUGGGCGUGGUUGCGGCGGUGGGCGGGGCCAACGUGUUCCCCGAGCCACGCCUGGAGACGUUGCCCUGCGGAACGACCACCAUGAACCCCGGCGAGCGAGUGGCCAUCCAGUCGCCCAACUUCCCCCAAAACUACAACACUGACUACAGGUGCCAGUACGAGAUCACGUGCAACCCCAUGGAGUCUACCUACCUGGAGUUCAUCUGUCCUGCCUUCGAACUGCAGUCCUCCACUGACUGCCUCAAUGACCGCCUGGUGGUGACUUCCCAUGGCUCUCGCGAAGAGAAGUGCGGCACCGACAAUCCCGACGGAACUAUCACCUCCGACGGGUGGACGCGUCUCACUUUCUUCAGCAACGCCGACACCACCGCCCCUGGCUUCCGCUGCUAUAUCUGGUGUCGCGAACAGACCACUACGACCUCCACCACCACUUCAACGACGACCACACCUACCACCACUACUACUCCAACUACCACUACAACACCUACCACCACAACUACCCCUACAACCACCACCACUACACCUACAACUACCACCACACCUACGACCACCACGCCUACCACAACCACCACGCCUACUACAACCACCACCCCCACCACUACCACCACCCCCACCACUACCACACCCACUACAACCACACCUACCACAACCACACCUACCACAACCACAACACCCGCUACAACCACACCCACAACUCCAGUCUGCUAGAUUUAGAAGCAUGUACUACUUGCUCAUACGUCACAGCAGGCUAUUAACACCACCCAGAUAUAAAACAGGAAAAGUAACAUAUAUAAAACAGAAGGUCCAUAAGUUGAAAUGGAAAACAUUAUUGCGACAUUCCCAAACUAUAAAGAGACAAACACAGAUACUACAGUGAUGGUUGGAAAGCUUAUUUUAGCAGACAGGUACUGAUUUGGUUGAUGUACCUCUGCACAAUAAAUUCGCAUUCUCCA